Melanotaenia boesemani (Boeseman's rainbowfish) is the source of this 7962-nucleotide messenger RNA. RefSeq names its product bromodomain and WD repeat domain containing 1 (gene brwd1). Gene Ontology annotation, biological process: regulation of transcription by RNA polymerase II; regulation of cell shape; cytoskeleton organization. Bases 177 to 6863 code for a protein of 2228 amino acids. Gene Ontology annotation, cellular component: nucleus. Lineage: Eukaryota; Metazoa; Chordata; Actinopteri; Atheriniformes; Melanotaeniidae. The record is from RefSeq and is a predicted model, not a curated record. The transcript has 44 exons. Gene Ontology annotation, molecular function: protein binding.
GUAUCGCCGAGGCCUCAUCCUUCCAAUGGCGGCUGCAAACAGGCUGAAUAGAAAGCGGGAGCAACCGUGGAGGGGGUCAGAGCGCUGUUACGGAAAUUAAAUAAAUAUAUCAUAUUUUCUAUCGCCAUAAAGCUAGCCUGGAAUUUGUUACACCUCUCCAAAUCUCGGCCGAUUCAAUGGCCAAAAAUCGGAACAUUUCGCUCCUUGAAUCGGAGCUAUAUUACUUGAUUUCUCGUUUCUUAACUACGGGUCCAUGCCGGAGAGCGGCUGAGGUCCUGGCAAGCGAACUAGAGGAAUAUCAGCUCUUACCCGGGAGAUUGGACUGGUUGGCAAACGAGCACCCGAGAACAUACGAAGAUGUGGUUGCAGCCAACAGACAUAUUGCACCUGACCAUUUGCUACAGAUAUGUAAGCAAAUCGGACCACUCCUUGACAAAGAGGUGCCAUCAUGUGUCCCAGGUGUACAUUCUCUCCUGGGAUCUGGAAAGCAGUCAAUGCUCAGGACUGCAAAAGACUGCGACAGUGUGCGGUUUAAUGCUUCAUCAUAUGCAGCCCUUCACCGGGGCAGACCACCAGAGAGGCCUUUGAACUGCAAGAAACCUCCACACAUAGUGAAGGUGCAUCGAGGGAGAGAGCUGACAGGAGUGCAGUGCUUUAGCUCCAUCAGUCCUGUCAGCAACUAUGAGCACAUGCGUCUGCAUAGGCGGAUCCUGGGGCAUCUGUCUGCAGUGUACUGUAUCGCAUUUGACCGCACUGGUCUCAGGAUCUUCACAGGCUCAGAUGACUGUUUGGUAAAGAUUUGGUCUUCGUUUGAUGGAAGGCUUCAUUCAACAUUACGAGGACACUCUGCGGAGAUCACAGACUUGGCUGUAAACUAUGAGAACACGCUUAUUGCUGCAGGAAGCUGUGACAAGACCAUCCGUGUAUGGUGCCUUCGUACCUGUGCCCCUGUGGCUGUGCUGCAGGGGCACAGUGGAUCCAUUACCUCCCUUCAGUUUUCACCGUUUGCAAAGGGCUCCAAACGUUACAUGCUGUCCACUGGAACUGAUGCUACUGUCUGCUUCUGGCAGUGGGACGUAAACAAUAUCAACUUUAGUGAUCGACCACACAAGUUUACAGAGCGACCUAGGCCAGGAGUUCAGACUGUGUGCUCCUCAUUCAGUCCAGGUGGGAUGUUCCUAGCAACAGGAAGCACUGAUGAUGUCAUUAGAAUAUAUUACGUGGGAAGUGGAGGUCCAGAAAAGAUUUCAGAGCUCCACGAGCACACAGACAAAGUUGACAGCAUCCAGUUCUGUCACUCGAGUGAGAGGUUUGUGAGUGGAAGUCGAGAUGGAACUGCACGAAUCUGGAAGCUCCAUCAGCGGCAGCAGUGGAGGUGCAUCUUACUCAACAUGGCUGCCACUCUUCCAGGUGUUGAGCCUAUGAAUGAAGAGGAAAGCUACUUUAAACCCAAAGUCACUAUGGUAGCAUGGGAUCGCCAUGACAAUACAGUCAUCACGGCUGUUAACAACCAUCUCCUCAAAGUGUGGAACUCCUACACAGGGCAGCUGCUACAUAUCCUUAAAGGUCAUGAGGCUGAGGUGUUUGUCCUCGAGCCACACCCUUUUGAUCCCAGGAUCAUCCUGUCUGCCGGCCAUGAUGGGAAUGUUUUUAUAUGGAAUCUACUGCGAGGAACAAACACUCAGCAUUACUUCAACAUGAUUGAGGGCCAGGGCCACGGAGCUGUGUUCGACUGCAAGUUUACUCCUGAUGGCCAACGGUUUGCCUGCACAGACUCUCAUGGCCAUCUGCUCAUCUUUGGCUUUGGCAGUUCCAAGCCCUACGAAAAGCUCCCUGACCAGGUGUUCUUUCACACAGACUACAGGCCACUGAUCCGGGACGGCAAUGGCUUUGUGUUGGAUGAGCAGACCCAGCAGGCACCUCAUCUCAUGCCCCCACCAUUUUUAGUGGAUGUAGAUGGAAACCCCCAUCCACCAAGAUAUCAGCGUCUUGUGCCCGGGCGGGAGAACAUUGCUGCUGAGCACCUGGUUCCUCAGCUGGGAUAUGUAGCCACCAGUGAUGGUGAGGUGGUGGAGCAGGUGAUCAGCCAGCAGACUGCAGAGCACGAAGAAGCAGCAGCAGUAAGACGCAGUAGCCUUCUGGAUGAGGCCAUUCGACAGCUUCAGGAGCAGCAAGACCGACGGCACCUACCAGGGACAGCACCAGAGGAGCAACCUGAAGCACUUGGCCUAAUGUUGCCACCAGCCCCAAGCACGCCACGCAGAGUGUCUGUGAACGACCGAGCAGAUGUGCAGUCACCACCUAAUGUGGGCCUGCGUCGCAGUGGACAGGUGGAGGGCGUAAGGCAAAUGCAUCAAAAUGCUCCUCGCAGCCAAAUAGCCACUGAAAGAGACCUGCAGGCCUGGAGACGCAGGGUGGUGGUACCUGAACUGGCACCCAGCACCUAUAGGGGCCAGGAGGAAAUCCGAACAUCCAGAGGAGAUGAAGAGGUGCUUUUGUACAACACAAAGAAGAGACGUAUUAUCUACAGCAGCUGCCGUGAUGAUUCAGACGAGGAGCCUUCCACUGCGAAGCGAGCCCACGGCCGCAGAGGUUCACUGGAACUCAUCGAGUCAUCGUGUGAUGAGGGAGAGGCGAUGUCGAGUUCAGAUGUACACUCAGAGGACAAUGAAAUGGAUGGCAGUGAACUAGAUUCCUCAAAUGAUGAGGAAGAGUGGAAAAGUGACAGUUCAAGCCACACAUCCAGUGAGUACUCAGACUGGACAGCAGACGCUGGUAUAAACUUGCAGCCUUCCACUCCUUUGUCAUCACGGAAACGAGCAAGGUGCAAACUCAGCAGCUCUGAAGAGGAGGAGGAGGACAACAAUGAGGAUGAGGAGGAAAAGCAGCAAAGUGAUGAAGAGGAAAAACCUGAGAAGAAAAGCAAAGAGAAGGCCAAAAAAGCAAAGACCAAGUCACCCAGGCGUCCAAAGGCCAGACCGUCUAUUAACAGAGAAGUGUCCAAUGAGUUCAGGCCGUCGCCAUGGAUCACUGAUGUCAUUCCCAGGAAGUCUCCUUUUGUCCCCCAAAUGGGCGAUGAGGUGAUCUACUUCCGGCAGGGACAUGAAGCCUAUGUUGAGGCUGUGAGUCGGAGUGAGCUCUACCCCAUCAAUCUAGAAAAACAGCCAUGGAGGAAAAUGGAGCUACGGGACCAAGAGUUUGUGAAGAUCACUGGAAUCAAGUAUGAAGUGUGUCCUCCAACGCUGUGCUGUUUGAAGCUGACGCUUAUUGACCACGGCACCGGCAAAAUCACUGACAAGUCUUUUUCUAUCAAGUAUCACGACAUGCCAGAUGUGAUUGAUUUCCUGGUGUUGAGGCAAAGCUAUGAUGAGGCGCUCCGUCGAAACUGGCAACCAAAUGACAAGUUUCGCUCAGUGAUUGAUGAUGCCUGGUGGUUCGGGACCAUUGUCUGUCAGGAGCCCUACCAGCCAGAGUACCCAGACAGCCUCUUCCAGUGCUUCAAAGUCAGAUGGGACAAUGGUGAAACAGAGAAACUGAGUCCGUGGGAUGUGGAACCCAUUCAGGAUGAUGCCCAGCAGCCAGAGACUGAGGGGGGCAGUAUCCCUGUGACUGCAGAUGAGAUGAAGGAACUGAUGUACAAGCCCCUGCCAGGGGAGUGGGGUGAGAGGACCAGGGAUGAGGAGUGUGAACGCGUCAUUGUCGGCAUUGACCAGCUCAUCACUGUUGAAAUUGCAGCUCCAUUCUCUGGUCCUGUGGAUUUGGCCCAGUAUCCAACCUACUGUACCGUGAUCGCCUAUCCCACAGAUCUGGGCACUAUCAGACUGCGACUUGUGAACAGAUUUUACAGGCGCCUCUCUGCAUUAAUUUGGGAUGCCAGGUAUAUUGCACAUAACGCCCGCACUUUCAACGAGCCAAGGAGCAAGAUUGCCCACUCUGCAAAAAUCAUCACGAAUGUCCUCCAGAAAUUUGUCAAUAAUCCAAGCUGCACAGAUAUCAUGGAGAUCUACAGUGCUGUGGAGGAAAUGGAUGAUGAUGAUGAGGAAGAAGAUACAGAAGGACCAGGAACAUCAUCUGGACACAGACUGCGUCAGCGCUCUGUGGAGGUGCCACCAGACCGAGAUGCAUGGAAAGAACAAUGCAAGAGUCUGCUUAACUACAUAUUAGACUGUGAGGACUCGGAACCAUUUAGACAGCCUGUGGAUCCUCAGAACUACCCAGACUACCAUGACAUCAUUGAUACACCGAUGGACUUUGGCACAGUGAAGAGAACCCUGGAGGAGGAUCACUAUGAAAAUCCUAUAGAACUGUGCAAAGAUGCACGCUUAAUAUUUGCCAAUGCUAAAGCUUACACGCCUAACAAGCGCUCCAAGAUUUACAGUAUGACUUUGCGGCUCUCUGCCUUUUUUGAGGAGCACAUCAGAACAAUCAUAUCUGAGUACAAGACUGCUGUGAAAAGCAGUGAUAGGCUCCGCCGCAGUCAGAGGUUUCGCAAGAAAAUGCAGCAACAGGAUCAGCCCUCUUCCACAAGUCAAAAGAGGGCUGCUGUUAAAACUCAGGAAAAACCAGUGUCAACGUCAGUAACCAAAUCUACCUCAGCCAAAGUGUCUGUUCCUGAGAGAGCCAGGCGGAGUCGAGGCAGCAGCUCAGGUCACAGCUCCUCAGAGGACGAGUUUGGCUCCAAAGAGGCCUCAUCAACACCAGACUCUGAAAGUGAGAGUGAGCUGAGUGAGUCAGAUGAAGAGGAGAAGAGUCCAAGUUCCUCAAGGCAUCAUAAACGCAGACAAAAAGCCAGAGUUACAAGAAGCAACCGUUCCAAGCCGAAGACAAAAGUUGCUGAUAGCGACAGUGAAGAUGAGGAGGAAGAUGAGGAAUUUGAGAGUGACGGAGAAGAGGAUAGAGAGGUUUCCUCCCAUUCCUUAGGUCGUCGCUAUCCCAGUCGGAGCACGCGGCUGACCAGAAACAGCGCUGCUGGACACAGAAAAAAGACAGAGGGCAGAGUGGUAGUGAAUGGUCACAACAGGGAGAGGCAUCACCAGCGUGACUCCAACAGAGGGACAGCCCAGGGCUCGGACAGAGAAGUCACAGGUCGCAUAUCCCUCAAGAGAAAGACAGCGAGGGCUGCUGUUAAUAAGAUGAAACUCCUGGAAGCAUCAGAUGAAGACUAUGAAGAUGAUGAGGAGGAGAAGAAGAAGCCAAGUAGAAGCAGCAACCGGCUUCGCCACUCGGCCCGGGUCAGCAAACGCACUGCAGUGAUCCAAAGCAGCUCAAAUUCCGACGGAGAUUCGUCAGCAAGCGCAUCUCAGAAUACAAGAGAAUCAGGUGGUGAAUCCAAGGAUGAAGAAGAUGGCAAUGACAGCGAUACUUCAUCCUCUCAAAUUAAGCAGAAUGGAGAUGCAAAAUCCAUCAAACGGAGAACAUUAAAAAGCGAUGCCAAGACUAAGGGGAAUGAUGCUCUGUCUCAAGUGAACGGCAACAGUGGAAAACACAAGUUCGAUAGCAGCUCUGAGCAGGAGGAAACUACAGUGGACAUCUGCAGGGAAGCUGAGGGGGAACAAGCGUCCUCAUCUAGGAAACCUUCUAGAAGCACUGCUGCCACUUUAGCAAAAAAAAGUAGGAUUGCAAGUGAGGAAGAAGAGGUCACUGAACGCCGACCCAUGCGACUCAAAGCUCCUUUAAGCUCAGACGAAGAGGACAAUGAUGAUAUUUCCCACAAGCACCAAAAUGGAGAAAAUGUGGAGAAAUCAAUCCACAGGGACUCAAAAGAAAAACGAAAAGUUUCACCUUCGAAAAGCCAAGCCAAACAAAAGUCUGUCUCUACUAAUCAACUGGAUGGUGCAGAAUCAGAUGAACUCAGUGUUUCCCCAAAGAGAACCGGCUCACGCAAGAAAACUGUAAAAAAAUGCGAAGUAGAAAGUGAUGGCUCCGACUUUGGAACAAAGAGGCCAAAAAGGAACAAAAGCAAACGCCCUCGUCACAACACGUCUGCUUCAGAGAGUUCCGCGCAAGAGUACAAACCCAAGACGAAGUCUAGGAGGAAAUGGUCCCCCGGUUCAUCAGAUGAAGAGUCUGGUAAUUCUAAUAAGACAUCAAACAGACUUCUGAGCCUUCGAGUCCUACCAAAAAAGAAAUAUACUAGUGACAGCUCUCUCUCUGAGGAAGAUUCUGCCGCUGCAGACCAGCAUGGACAGAAAAACAGGAACAGAAAAGCCACGGAGUCGAGGGAAGACAGGUAUAACUCAAGAGUGUCCAACGAAACAUCUCAAACUGAAGCCAGAAAUCUGCUUUCUUCCAAGAGAAAACGUAUUUACACCUCAGACUCGGAGGAGGAAGAGAAAGAGGAUGGAGAAAGAAAGCCAGUACCAGAGGAUGAUAGAAACAGCAGGUCAGGCUCCUCAAAGCGCUCUAAAAGGGAAUCCAAGCAAAAAACUCAUGACGGCAAAGGAAGGAGUGCAUCCUCCAACGCUGAUUCCAGUCAGGAAGACGAAAAGGAAGAUGUCGCUCGUUCAAGGAAGGGGAAUAAAAACGUGAGGCAGACUAAACCUAAACGAAAAGAAAGCUACAGCAGCAGCAAAUACAGUUCAGACUCUGACAAUGAGCAGUCAUCUUCAGCCUCUGAAAACUCAUUUGCCUGCUCAGGGUCCCACAGCAGUCCAAAGAGGAGAAGCCGCGCGCAGACAGGGAUUGGUGAAAGGACUGGCAGCCGCCAGCUACGGCAGUGCCGCCAGCUACGGCAGCGCCGCCAGCGGGCCGCCUCAGAGGAAGAGUACGACAGUGAUGAGUCGUAUGCCAAGACGCAGCGAAAGACGCGCGUGAACACGCGAAACCGUGGAAAGAGGACGGUAAAUUAUCAUGACAGUGAAUGAAAGCCUUUACAGAGAAGACGGAAAUUAACUGGUAUGGUAGUAGCACUGGAGUCCUCAAGAAUAAAAUGCUGUGAAUCUAUUUCAUUCAGGGAUAUUUAUAUUUUCUAUGAAAAACAUGUUUAGAAAUGUAAUACAAAUUCAAGCAUUUGAACUGCUGGUUUUCACAGUGAUACAGAGCAAAACACCACCUCCCAUAUUGCUUGUUGUGAUUUGGCCAGCAGAAUAACCAUUCUUUGGAAUCUUGUCCGCUUGGGUGCUAUCUAAUAUACCUCUGUUUAAUCGAGCAUAUUGCUGGCUUGCACUAAGAAACACUGUAAUGAGGUAUUUCAUACACUAGAUUUGCAUUAGAAACUCAGGGGUCAACUAAGUUUACUGUAGUCUCAGACAUGCAGAAGUUUUUUGUGCUAAGAUAAGGAGACUAAACGAUUCCAGAUUGGCAGAUGUCCAAGCACAUUGGGACAAAAAUCCAUGUUCAUACUUUUGACUACAGCACUCCUUUGUAAAUCCACACACUUAUUGCUUGACUGUAUUAUGAGAUAUGAGCCAAAUGAACUACAAUUGAUUAUUUUCCCCACACAUUUUUUGUUCUUUCAUUCAUUUUUGGAUUCUAGUGAAUAGGUGUAAAUAAGUGAUUAAGAAAGGUCUGAACUGCUUAAUGAUCAGGCGGUAGCAAAUUGUUUAUUUAAAUUUGACUUUCUUUCUUUCCUUUUUUUUUUUUUCUUUUUUCUUACAUGUAACUUCAUUGUCUUGCCAUAUGUCACAAAUUGGUACUUUUUUUUUUUUUUUUUUUGCCAAGUACAAAUAACCAAAAGUACUAAAUGCAAAAUACUGUGAUUUCUCAUAUUGGGAAGACCUUUUUAUUGUUCUGUGUUAACUAUUUUCAGUAUUAAAUUCUUUUUCAGAGUUGACAUUUUGCCAGUCAUGGUUUCUUUUUGUUUAUAGGGAGGUUUCUAAAUACAGUCACUUGAUAUUUUGCUUAAUGUUUUUCAUACUAUACCUUUAAUAAACAGAAUUCACAGGAAAACUAUUAAUGCAAUGUGGUCGUAGAGUGCAAUGAAUGCGUUAUUCUUCCUCUUAAUAAAGACGUCAAUUCAAGGUG